AUGACCACCGCAGACCCUUCCCAGCCGGCACCGCGAGAAGAAGAAGAAGCAGACUCACCAGCAGCAGUUACCGCCCUCUUCACCUACCUGCACUCCCUAACCCCAACAACUGACCCCACUCCCGUCCUCCCAACCGUCCUCUCCCCAACAACCCUCCUCCACACAAGCACCGACCCUACCGACCCCGAAAACCAACCCACCCCGCUGCACAUUGCUGCCCGAAAGGGGAACUUGGCAGCUGUGCAAUGGAUGUUGUUGAAAGGGGCGCCGUGGAAUGCGAUUGAUGCGAGGGGGGUUAGUGUGGGCGAGUAUGCAAAGGAGGCAGGGUGGGACGAGGUUUAUGAGGCGUUGGUUUGUGAGGGGGUUAGGACGGAGUUGGUGUUGAUGGCGUUGGGGAAGGGGACGACGGUCAAACCCGCCUCGGCGCACCCCUCCAACGCCAGCUACCUCUCCCGCCGGCUCACCUUCUCCUCCGGGCGUCUCCUCGACUCCGACGCCAAUGCCGUCAUGAUGGGCUGGGAAGCCCCCCUCAUGACCCUUCACGCCGCCGUCAUCGCCCCAACCCCCGGCAAACGGGUCCUCAACGUCGGCUUCGGCCUCGGUCUCAUCGACACCGACCUCCAAACCCUCUCCCCAUCCCACCACGUCAUCAUCGAAGCGCAUCCCGAUGUCUACGCCCACAUGGUCGCGGAGGGCUGGACCACCCGCCCCAACGUCACCGUCAUCUUCUCCCGCUGGCAAGACGCCCUCCCCCAACUCUACGCCAUGCCUGAACCCUUUGACGGCAUCUUCUUCGACACCUUCGGCGAGUACUACGACGACCUCAAAGAGUUCCACGAGCACGUGCCCAACCUCCUCGCCCAAUCCGGCGUCUAUUCGUUCUUCAACGGGCUGGCGGGGACCAACCCGUUCUUCCACGACGUGGCGUGUGCGCUGGCGGAGGCGGAUUUGAGGGAUAUGGGGCUGAGGUGCGAGUUUAGGGAGGUGCAGGUGGAUGAGUUGGGCGAUGAGACGUGGAAGGGGAUCAAGAGGGCGUAUUGGAGUUUGCCGGUUUAUAGGCUGCCGGUCUGUACGUUUGACGAGGGGUUGUGA
Fimicolochytrium jonesii is the source of this 1092-nucleotide messenger RNA. RefSeq names its product S-adenosyl-L-methionine-dependent methyltransferase. Lineage: Eukaryota; Fungi; Chytridiomycota; Chytridiomycetes; Spizellomycetales; Powellomycetaceae. Gene Ontology annotation, cellular component: cytoplasm; nucleus. The record is from RefSeq and is a predicted model, not a curated record. Gene Ontology annotation, biological process: peptidyl-arginine methylation. Bases 1 to 1092 code for a protein of 363 amino acids. The transcript is spliced from 2 exons. Gene Ontology annotation, molecular function: protein binding; protein arginine N5-methyltransferase activity.